Drosophila obscura is the source of this 1657-nucleotide messenger RNA. RefSeq lists its product as uncharacterized. The transcript is spliced from 4 exons. Gene Ontology annotation, molecular function: protein binding. The coding region runs from base 279 to 1355 and encodes 358 amino acids. NCBI's taxonomy places the organism in Eukaryota, Metazoa, Arthropoda, Insecta, Diptera, Drosophilidae. The record is from RefSeq and is a predicted model, not a curated record.
CCGAUACGGCCUUAUUUGUACAAAGCGCGUAAAAUAUUGGCUGUGCCAAAACAAGUUUUAAAAAAAGGGUGCCGUUAAGUUCCGCUGAUCGCAUAAAAGUAUCGAACAUUUGCUUUGACCACCACUGAUUGCUUAAUAAAACUGUGCAACAAAAUAUACCAGAAAAAAAAUAUUCAUCACAUUCUGCACAAAAGAUCGGUAUUUUGUGUCUUUGGCAACUUGAUAUUAACGACGAUUGCAUCUUUAGAAUUUUAAAUCACCUCCCAGCAAAGGAUUAUAUGCACUUUGGGCAAGUAUGCAGCCGCUUCAGGAACGUCUUAAACGAUUACGGAGCGGGACUCUACAAGCGCCUAGAACUUGAAGACACCGAUCAGGAAUUGCUGCUGCUGCGACAAGCGGGUGGACACGUUAGAACAUUGUUUUUGUCCCUUCAAGAGGACCGGACGGGUGAUAUGCCAGCUCUGAGAGUUUGCGAAACUAUCAGCGGGCUGGUCAACCUGGAGCGCGCUACGCUGAAAAUUGGGGGUCUGUCGUGCAGCUACCUCAAAUACAUUAUUCAAGAACUGGAAAAGUUACCCAAAAUAGAAAGCGUUGGCGUGAUCCGAGGAGUGGCAGAUACAAUACUCACUUCAGUGGAACACUAUACAGACAGCGAUCAAUUGCUUUUGAAGUAUAAAAAAUACACCGACCAGAGAGUUCUUCUACUAGACAUGUUCAAAAUUGGAAUACUGUCCUUCGGUGGUGCUUCUAUCGAGAAUGCUCUGGCCGAUAUUGUGCCACACUUGACACUGGUGAGAGAGGUGAAUUUGAACUUGAAUCGUCCACCGAGAGAGUACCUGCCCAUUACUCAGAUCCCUGUGCUGAACACGCUGUCGAUAUUUGGGAAAGAAGCCUGUAGGGGACCACUGCUGCCGUUUCUUUCUGCUUUGGCUGCCGUACAUUCACGAAAUCUGAUUAAUUUGAACAUCAAUAUCUCACACCUUGAACUCGAUGAAGUCAAAGAAAUCGCCCGAAUAGUCAGUUUGCAGGAUCUGCACCUAUAUCACUUCAAUUCCAGCUACAUAUAUCCCUUGACGGAGUUGAGAAACCUUGUACGGCUAUCGUUUCCUUUGCCGCUCGAGAACAUACUAUCGUCACAGUUGUUGGCCGUAAUUAAAGCAUGUCCACAGCUGGCUGUCCUCCAAGUGAGCAACGUGUUGUCCGACGAUUUUAUUUACAAGGCAUUCAAAGUGCUGCAGGAGACUCGAGACCCCCUCAACCCAAAAACCCUUUUCCUGGGCCUGGAACAUGGACAAUCUCAGGAGAACUUGCAGGAAACGGGCGUUGAGCGUUAUAUACACAUAUUGAGUCAUUGAUGAACAUACGACGAUACUUUUAUUUACCUGCCAUGGCACCGAGCACUGUGAUACAGAUCCAAAGAUCUAGAUGUUUACUUUACGUUGUUUAUUCGGCGUAAUAAUUGAAUAGACAUAUCGAACUUUAACAUACAAGUACAUACAAACAUAAUGUUAACAAACAAUACAACUUAAUGACUACCAAAACUCCAGGCCCAGCAGCAACUGAACAGAAGAACUAUCUAAUUUAAGUAAAUACAUAUUAAUUGUAGAUGCGACACAUAUGUUUUAUAAUAUAAUAUGUACGAUUUGUAUAUAGCAUG